Messenger RNA from Nilaparvata lugens (brown planthopper), 1448 nucleotides. RefSeq lists its product as uncharacterized. The coding region runs from base 480 to 1280 and encodes 266 amino acids. Lineage: Eukaryota; Metazoa; Arthropoda; Insecta; Hemiptera; Delphacidae. The transcript is spliced from 7 exons. The record is from RefSeq and is a predicted model, not a curated record.
GGAUUAACAAUGAGAUCCACACAACACUUGUGACCGCGCUUCUGGUUAGAACGCAGCAACUCGACACUUUUUUAUUUUUGGAAUUUUAAUUUCGACGUUGCGUGUAUGCACAUUUAUUAAAAACUCGAAACGAGCGUUUUUCGAUAAAUUCAUGGAUUGUUGUAGUUGUGAAGCGUAUCGAAGCUUGAACCUGUCAAGUGUGUAGCGAUUUGAUGCCGAUCCACAUGUUAUGUUAUUCGAUAAGGUGUGAGACUUGUUUCUGCCGUGGAGGAGUAGCCGUGAGUUAUAGUAAGUGAGUUAUAGUUCAGCAUUUUCCAGUCGUAGUCGACCUCCACAACCACUAACAUCAUAUUGCUGAAUACAAUCUUCUUCAAAAUGUUGCGGACUGAGUUAGAAAAAUAUGCGAGGGAAAACUGUAUCCAUUGAGCCUCAUCAACUUCUUCAAACACUUUUAAUCUUAUGGACUACAAUUUAGAAGCAUGCUGGGGAUGUCCAGGCUUUCUGCAUCUGCACUGCUCUAUCUGGCCAUCAUCAGCUGUUUGGUUUCAGGCAGCCGAAUCCAGGGAGUUUGGUUGAAAAUGCCAGCCGUGGUUAGAGUCGGCUCAACUGUGACACUGGUGUGCCAGUUCGACUUGCAAGAGACGCCGCUGUAUGCUGUCAAAUGGUACCGUGGCAACUAUGAGUUCUUCAGGUACAUGCCAACGGGAAGGCCUCCCUACAUCGCUUUUCCCAUACCCGGCAUCGACAUAGAUAUGAGUGGAUCAGGGGCACACCAGGUCACUCUGCGUAAUGUACCUCUCGAAUUGUCUGGACUUUUCAAGUGUGAGGUUACUGCUGAUGCUCCUUUCUUCAGUACUUUGCAAGCUUCGUCCAAUCUCACAAUAAUAGAACUUGGAAUACGCAAGCCAUCUGUCCAAGUCUCAUCGAGCGUGCACAGGUCACGAGUGAACCCGUUAAGAGUCAAUUGCAGCGCUCAGCAAACUGUUCCUCCACCCAAUCUCACAUUCUACAUUGAUGAGAAGAAGGUGAACAGCGAAUAUACACGAGACUUUGGCCCAGGAUUGGCGGGAUUGGAGAUCCAAUCACCUCCUUGGCCCCACAACCAGACCAGGUCCAUCAGGUGUGAGGCGACCGUGGCUGGCGUCUACUUCAUCAGCAGCAAUGCUGUUUCUGUCAAAUACGAUCCACAGCCGACUUCAGGUGGUGGACACCUCGUGAGCCAUUUGACUUCCUAUUGCGUUCUCCUUCAGUUACUAAUAAGAUUGUUCAGUGUUCCAUAAAGACAAAAAUGAAAAUCACGGUAAUCGGAGUGUAUAUACAUACUGAUAUCAAUAUUAUUAUUUUAUAGUCUUUAAUAAUGUAUGACGUAAGCUAUGUACCUGAUUAGAUGUAUUUGAUUUUAUUUUAUAUUGUAUGAUGAUCCAAAUAAUAAAUUAUAUUUUUACAAC